UUGAUUCCUAUUACUCGGACAGGGACGGACUGUGUUCGAGUGAUUCCUCGUCCAGUAAGAGAAUGAAGAGGGCAGAUAAGAAUGGUAAAGGCCUCAGGCACUUCUCCAUGAAGGUGUGUGAGAAGGUGCAAAAGAAAGGCACUACAUCUUACAACGAGGUGGCCGAUGAGCUGGUGGCUGAAUUCACUCACGCCAGCAGCCUGAUGCCCACCGACUCGCAGGUGUACGACCAGAAGAACAUCCGUCGGCGUGUGUAUGACGCACUCAACGUGUUGAUGGCCAUGAACAUCAUCUCCAAAGAGAAGAAGGAGAUCCGCUGGAUCGGCCUGCCCACAAACUCAGCCCAAGAGUGCCGCAACUUAGAGCUGGAAAAACAGAAACGUUUGGAAAGAAUCCGACAGAAAAGAGCCCAGCUAGAGGAGCUAAUAUUACAGCAGAUCGCCUUUAAGAAUCUGGUGCAGAGGAACCAGGCCAGCGAAGCCUUGUCCCAGUCAACUCCCCCUCCAGGAUCUGUCAUUCAGCUUCCCUUUAUCAUUCUCAACACUGACGUCCGCACCGUCAUCGACUGCUCCAUCUCGAGUGAUAAGUGUGAAUACCUCUUUAACUUUGACAACACAUUUGAGAUCCAUGAUGACGUUGAGAUCCUGAAGCGGAUGGGCAUGUCUCUGGGGCUCGAGAACGGCACAUGCUCUCCAGAGAACCUCAGCGUGGCCACAUCUCUGGUGCCCAAGUCUCUGGAAGCAUAUGUGACCACCAUGGCCACAAACUCCAACAGAACACCUCUGAGCCACACAAGUCAUAGCAGCACAGCCCCGUCACACACCUCAGAGUCCCGUGGCCAGACGCCCAGCUCCUUCAACGAGGAAGAGGAGGAUGAUGAUGAAGACGAUGACAAUCCCUCUUCCCCAGAGUGAUCCUGAGCCGAGCCGGGGAGGAAACGCUACACAGGAAAUAAGCUGCCACUCCUCUCUAUAUUACUAUAUUUUUAACUUCCCUCGUCAUCUCUUUCUUCCUCUUUCCCAGUUUGGCACAAACGCCAGAAGUCUUUGGUUCUGGGGGAGACAGGUUACUGUAUUUUUCUGGUGCUUUUUGGCUAGCGAGCCGUGGGUCGGGCCAUAGAGGAGAGCGAAUAAGUGAAGGCUAACACAUCUUCAGUUCAACUGUCAUCUCAGUGUACUACUCUUCUCUGCUCCCUACCCAGAGAGACAUUCAAAAUCUUCCCAAAAAUGUAUUUAUUUCGGUCAUAUUUGAAUAUGACGAUAUCUGCGUAGUCCAGUGGGCUGGUGCCACUUUAUUUUCUUCUCCUAGGGAUUGGAAAGCAACAUCCUGAUCUUACUGUUCACCGACUGGAGGGAAUUUACAUCCUUGCAUUUAAAAAAAAAUGGAAAAAUGUUCUUUUUUUAUUGGUCGAUUCAAUGUCAUUUUGUGUAUCGUAUAGUUUAUUCCUUGUCAUUCAUCACAAUAGUUGAAGAAAAAUAAAA
Messenger RNA from Sinocyclocheilus grahami, 1481 nucleotides. RefSeq names its product transcription factor Dp-2-like. The record is from RefSeq and is a predicted model, not a curated record. Gene Ontology annotation, molecular function: DNA-binding transcription factor activity, RNA polymerase II-specific; RNA polymerase II transcription regulatory region sequence-specific DNA binding. Gene Ontology annotation, cellular component: nucleus; transcription regulator complex. The coding region runs from base 63 to 914 and encodes 283 amino acids. Gene Ontology annotation, biological process: regulation of transcription by RNA polymerase II; regulation of cell cycle. The transcript is spliced from 9 exons. NCBI's taxonomy places the organism in Eukaryota, Metazoa, Chordata, Actinopteri, Cypriniformes, Cyprinidae.